AUGGAUGUGAAAGAACGUAGGCCUUAUUGCUCCCUGACCAAGAGCAGACGAGAAAAAGAGCGGCGGUAUACAAAUUCCUCAGCUGAGAAUGAGGAGUGUAGGGUGCCCACCCAGAAGUCCUACAGUUCCAGCGAAACCUUGAAAGCCUUUGAUCAUGACUCCUCACGGCUGCUUUAUGGAAACCGAGUAAAGGACCUGGUUCACAGAGAGGCAGACGAGUACAAUAGACAAGGACAGAAUUUUACCCUAAGGCAGUUAGGAGUUUGUGAACCAGCAACUCGAAGAGGACUGGCAUUUUGUGCGGAAAUGGGGCUCCCCCACAGAGGUUACUCUAUCAGUGCAGGGUCAGAUGCUGAUACUGAAAAUGAAGCAGUGAUGUCCCCAGAGCAUGCCAUGAGACUUUGGGGCAGGGGGGUCAAAUCGGGCCGCAGUUCCUGCCUGUCAAGUCGGUCCAACUCAGCCCUCACCCUGACAGAUACGGAGCACGAAAACAAGUCCGACAGUGAGAACGAGAGUCCAUUUUAUCCGUAGUCUCAAGUGGAUUCAAGGCAUGGACAAAAAGACACCCACUUAUUUGAA
Messenger RNA from Galeopterus variegatus (Sunda flying lemur), 579 nucleotides. RefSeq names its product teneurin-3-like. The transcript has 3 exons. Gene Ontology annotation, cellular component: membrane. NCBI's taxonomy places the organism in Eukaryota, Metazoa, Chordata, Mammalia, Dermoptera, Cynocephalidae. Bases 1 to 531 code for a protein of 176 amino acids. The record is from RefSeq and is a predicted model, not a curated record. Gene Ontology annotation, biological process: signal transduction.